AUGUCGGAAGAGGAACGUAAAGAAUAUACAAAACAAGAAUUUGAAGAGUUGUUAUUAUAUUCUAGUAGACAUGGAAAUGUUAAAAUCGUUUCCGAAUUAUUAUUAUACAGAUCUAAAAAUUCAAAUGAUUUUGAUAUCGAUUGUAAAGGUAAAACAAAAAGUAAUUUAGGAUGGACUCCAUUGCAUUUAGCAACUUAUUUUGGACAUUUAAAUGUUGUUGAAAAAUUACUCAAAGGUGGUUGUGAUGUUAAUUCUGUUAAUGAUGCUGGUGAUACAAGUUUGCACAAAGCUGCUUUCAUCGGCAGAGAGGAUAUUGUAUUGCUCCUCUUGCAAUUCAAUGCAUCAGUUUCUAUAUCUAAUGGAGAAGGAAGGAAACCGUAUGAUGUUGCAAAACCGGAAUCUGACAUUCAUAAAAUAUUAACAGCUGCUUUGGCAGCUGAUAUUAGAAGAAAAGAAGAAAGAUUACUGACUGCAUCGAGAGAAAAUGAUUUAGCCACAAUAAAUUUAUUGUUGAGAGAUCCAGAACCUCCGACGAUAAAUUGUGUUGACAAUUUGGGUAAUUCAAGCUUACAUUGUGCAUCUUAUAGAGGACAUAAAGAAGCAGCUGUUUUACUAUUACAAAAUGGAAUCGAUACAACAUUACAAAAUAAUAGAGGUAAAUUGGCCGUGGAUUUAGCUAGAGAUGUACAAAUGCAACAAGUAUUAAAUGUAAAACCAGUUAAAGUCAUACAAAAAAGUGCUGAUAGAUUUGAAGGACAAUUACUCAAACGUUCUAGGUUUCUCGGUUGGAAACCUGUUUGGGCCGUUUUGGAAAGAGGAGUUUUAACAUAUUUUAACAGUAGGGGUGACGGAUCAACCGGAAUCAAACGAAAGGAUUUUAAAUAUUUGGAUGGUGCAAAAGUAACUCCCCUAGAACACGACACUUGUACUUUUAUUAUACAUUUUUCUGACACGGCCGUUCACAGACUGAGCGUGGUCGAAUGCAUGGAUAGUAUUUCAUCUGGUCCCGUAGAACGACAGAAAUGGAUCAAUGCUCUUAACGAACAUAUUUCAUAUAACAAUCAUUAUAUGUGUCACGGUCAAGUAUUUUACGAUUCCGAUGAAGAUCAAAAUGCAGUUGCUAACAUCAAACCAUUGGGCUCUAUGAAAGAUAGCUUACAAGAUGCUUUAGCUCACAAACAACUUUUGGGAAAGCAAAUAAAAGAAGCUGAAAUGUUGGUUCAAGCCAUGGGUAGUAGUAAUUUUGUACAUAGUGAAGGAGUUCUUAGAACAGUAUCGAAGCGUUUUCAAGAGCUUUACGAAACAUCAUCGGAAAUGGUAUCUUCUUUAAAUCAUUGCGUAACACUUUUUGCCCAACAGGAAGAACUUAGAAUUCUUCAAGUGAAACAAGAACAAGAAAAAUGUAGAGUUUUAGAAGAAGCAUUAAACGUAUUAGCCAAAGAACAUCACGAAUUGGAACAAAGUUUAGUUUCUCAAGUUGCUUCCGAUUACAGGCAUAAAACAAAAAGUCCCAGAUUUUACGAUACGUCCGACGAUGAAUUUUACGACGCUUUCGAAGCCGAUAGUUGUAGUGAUACAUUAGUUACUGCCGGGAGUCCAUGUGACGACACGGUUUCUAUUUUUUCUGCCUUUUCUAGAAGUUCGUCAUCUUCUACUUUGGUAUCGUACGGUGAAAAUUCUUUUAUGUCUGCAAAAGAUGCUCCUCCUAUGGUACAAAAAAAAUGUUGGACACAUCCCAACAGGUAA
Molecule: messenger RNA, 1746 nt
Organism: Pediculus humanus corporis (human body louse)
Lineage: Eukaryota; Metazoa; Arthropoda; Insecta; Psocodea; Pediculidae
Product: osbpl1a, putative
Exons: 10
Coding region: 1-1746 (581 amino acids)
Molecular function (GO): protein binding
Source: RefSeq, a predicted model, not a curated record